AUAUUAAUUAUUUUUCUAUUUUUAGUAUCCAGAGUUUCUAACGGCUGCGGAUGCCGCUGAUAGACUACGCGACUUCAAGUUGAGACUGCAAUAUGUUGGGCAACGUUGUCAGAUGUAUAUCAAACAAAUUAAAAUGUCCUUAAACGAAAAGUCGGGCAAGGACAAUGAAUAUAAAGUUAAAGCUUUGCGAACAACAACAAAUAUACACACCUUAGUCAAGGACCUAUUUCACUCUCCGCCUUCAUACAAUAACCAUGUUAAUCUUUCGUGGGUUGACACAAAGAAGAACCCUACUUCGAGCACUACGGCGAGUAAUGAAAAACCCGAGGUAAAAACGGACACCGUUCUUGACGAAAAACGGAAACGAGCUGGAAUUACACCGAUAACAUUCGAUGCUAGUUCCCCACCAAAAAAGGCAGCAGGCGAGAAAAAGACGAAGGUGGAAUAUUACCUCCCGCCUGGCAGACGCGCUAACGCAAGCAAUGGUAACGUUGAAGGCAAAUCAAUGCCUGGCCAAUACAACCGUGGAGGAUAUAAAAGCGGCGGUUCUCGUGGUCGCUUUGGAAGAGGGAGAUCAAGAGGGUAUAAUAGACGUGGGUGGAGAUGGUAGAUUUUUUAACUGUUAGAAGUUUUUUACAUCGUGCAAUGAUCAUGACUUUGAGAGGGUUUGGUGCUAAUAUAUAUUGCUAAGUUAUGAACAAACUAUACGUCAUUGUUCUAUUUGAAAACUAACUUUUGAAUUUGUUUCGAUAAACUUGCUUUUUUACCGCAGUGUUUUAGCCAUGGCGUUAGGAACCGAGGGGCCAAAACUCUCCUAACUUUAGAUAUCACAGAAUAAGUGCCUUUCUGUUUUGAGGUAAAGAUUAAGGAAAAAUUUAAUUAUAUAGAACUACGGUUUUCUGCAUGGCUUCGUACAGUUUAUUUUUACAGUAUACAUAAUACAUGUCGACUUUAAGUGCCUGUUCCACCAGGCGAAUGCCCUAUAGAAGUAAAUGCCCCUUCCCCCAACUUUGAUGUGCUUCCUACGCCUAUGGUUUUGGCAAAGCGGUUAUUAUAGUUCUUCCUGUGAUUAAUGCUGCCAGUGGUAAUUUGUAAUAUAACGUGUAAAUUCAG
Dendronephthya gigantea is the source of this 1113-nucleotide messenger RNA. RefSeq names its product apoptosis inhibitor 5-like. Gene Ontology annotation, biological process: negative regulation of apoptotic process. The record is from RefSeq and is a predicted model, not a curated record. Gene Ontology annotation, molecular function: RNA binding. Gene Ontology annotation, cellular component: nucleus. Bases 113 to 610 code for a protein of 165 amino acids. NCBI's taxonomy places the organism in Eukaryota, Metazoa, Cnidaria, Anthozoa, Malacalcyonacea, Nephtheidae. The transcript is spliced from 5 exons.